Molecule: messenger RNA, 6974 nt
Organism: Fukomys damarensis (Damara mole-rat)
Lineage: Eukaryota; Metazoa; Chordata; Mammalia; Rodentia; Bathyergidae
Gene: Slc7a1
Product: solute carrier family 7 member 1
Exons: 13
Coding region: 198-2087 (629 amino acids)
Biological process (GO): amino acid transport; transmembrane transport
Cellular component (GO): plasma membrane
Molecular function (GO): amino acid transmembrane transporter activity
Source: RefSeq, a predicted model, not a curated record
CGAUCCUCCUGCCUCAGCCAACCAAAUGCUGGGAUGACAGGUGUGCGCCACCACGCCCAGCUCCAACUUCCUUACAUUUUGAGGAGCCUGAAGCCCCAUUGGAGCCCUCUCAAGACAUCUUGUCCCCCAGGCUUGGGAGAUCUUCUGUGACAGGUGUUAUUGAGUUCUCACGUCCUAAUCCAGACUCAACCACCGCAAUGGAGUGCAAAGUCCUGCGUGGCCUUUGUCAGCAGAUGCUGCGACGGAAGGUGGUAGACUGCAGCAGGGAAGAGAGCCGCCUGUCCCGCUGCUUGAACACCUUUGACCUGGUGGCCCUCGGGGUGGGCAGCACGCUGGGCGCUGGUGUCUACGUCCUGGCUGGAGCCGUGGCCCGUGAGGAUGCUGGCCCUGCCAUCGUCAUCUCCUUUCUGAUUGCCGCGCUGGCCUCAGUGCUGGCUGGCCUGUGCUAUGGCGAGUUUGGUGCUCGUGUCCCCAAGACAGGCUCAGCCUACUUGUACAGCUACGUGACCGUGGGCGAACUCUGGGCCUUCGUCACCGGCUGGAACCUGAUACUCUCCUACAUCAUCGGUACUUCAAGUGUAGCAAGAGCCUGGAGUGCGACCUUUGAUGAGUUGCUGGGCAAACCCAUCGGGGAGUUCUCACGAAAACACAUGGCCCUGAAGGCUCCCGGGGUGCUGGCUGAGACCCCUGACGUAUUUGCUGUGAUCAUAAUUCUCAUCUUAACAGGACUUUUAACUCUUGGUGUGAAAGAGUCAGCCAUGGUCAACAAAAUAUUCACCUGCAUCAAUGUUCUGGUCCUGGGCUUCAUUGUGGUGUCAGGAUUUGUGAAGGGAUCCAUUAAAAACUGGCAGCUCACGGAACAGGAUAUCUUGAAUGCAUCCAGCCAUCUGUGUCUCGGCAAUGACACAAAAACAGAGAAACACGGUGUUGGUGGAUUCAUGCCCUUUGGGUUCUCUGGUGUCCUGUCGGGGGCAGCGACCUGCUUCUAUGCCUUCGUGGGUUUCGACUGCAUUGCCACCACUGGUGAGGAAGUCAAGAACCCCCAGAAGGCCAUCCCUGUGGGCAUCGUUGCAUCCCUUCUGAUCUGCUUCAUCGCAUACUUCGGGGUGUCUGCCGCCCUCACACUCAUGAUGCCCUACUUCUGCCUGGACACGAGCAGCCCCCUGCCUGAUGCCUUCAAGCAUGUAGGCUGGGAAGGUGCCAAAUAUGCAGUGGCUGUUGGUUCCCUCUGUGCACUUUCCACCAGUCUUCUAGGUUCCAUGUUUCCCAUGCCACGAGUUAUCUACGCCAUGGCUGAAGAUGGACUGCUGUUUAAGUUUUUGGCCAGAAUCAAUGAUAGAACCAAAACACCAGUAAUUGCCACACUAGCCUCAGGGGCUAUUGCUGCUGUGAUGGCCUUCCUCUUUGACCUGAAGGACUUGGUAGACCUCAUGUCCAUUGGCACUCUCCUGGCUUACUCUUUGGUGGCUGCCUGUGUAUUGGUCUUAAGGUAUCAGCCAGAGCAGCCUAACCUGGUAUACCAGAUGGCCAGAACAACUGAUGAGCUAGAUCAAGUCGACCAGAAUGAGCUGGUGAGCACCAGCGAUUCCCAGACAGGCUUUUUACCAAAAGCAGAGAAGUUGUCUUUGAAAAGCAUACUCACCCCUAAAAAUACAGAGCCUUCCAAAUUAUCUGGAUUCAUUGUGAACAUUGCAGCCAGCCUCAUAGCUAUUUUUAUCAUCAUUAUAUGCAUCGUGGCCGUGGUUGGAAGAGAGGCGCUGGGCAAAGGGGAGCUGUGGGCAAUCCUUGUGGUCACGGGAUUGACCCUUCUCAGUGCAGUGGUCAUGGGAAUCAUCUGGAGGCAGCCCGAAAGCAAGACCAAGCUUUCAUUUAAGGUACCCUUCUUGCCAGUGCUCCCCAUCCUGAGCAUUUUUGUGAACGUGUAUCUCAUGAUGCAGCUAGACCAGGGCACGUGGGUCCGGUUCGCAGUCUGGAUGCUGACAGGCUUCAGCAUCUACUUUGGCUAUGGGUUGUGGCACAGUGAGGAGGCAUCCCUGGCUGCUGACCAGGCAAGGACUACUGAUGGCCAUUUGGACCAGUGCAAAUGACCUGCAGCUCUGCCCACCGGAGGUGGCAGCAGCCCCAAGGGAUGGCUGGAGAGGACAGGAAGGUACCUCCCUCUCUCUACUGAUGCAACAGAAACCACGCAUAUCUGUGACACCUCCACUGCCACCAAAGGUGCAAGCAGCUGAACUGCAGCCUUAGCCACAGCCAGUGUGCCUGGCUGGCCCUGGUCCUGCAGCCAGGCCCUGGUCACCUCUGACAGCUCUCUGGCCCAGGGCAUCUGGCUGUGUCUGGUCACGUGUCUCCUCAUUUCCCUCUGAACAAAGAAAUAAACCCCUCCCCUCAUCAGCUCAACCUUGCUGCUGCACCCCUGGGCAGAAGGGAGAUCCCUUGUCUCCUUCCUUGGAAACAGACCUCCCUUCCUGGACUGCUCUGGUAUUGCAAAUGUACAGACCCCAGACCUUUAGCAGUCAUCUUCCCCUUCAUCCCUGAACAGCUGGCCAUAGAUCCAAGAUGAACAGAACCCCAGCUAUGCCAUACCCAGAGCCACUCCUGCCCUCUGAGUUGCUUCCAGAUGGGUUGUUAGGAUGGGGCCUCUCCCCAUCAUCUCCCCUCCAAGCAGGGCUUUGCUCUGACACGGUGAUAGGUGGAUAGCAUUCCGUAGCAUAGCAGCAGGGUUGAGGGCAGGUGAUUUGUCUUCUCAUGGAAGAGGGGAGGAUCUUGUGGGAGCAGGAGCAUGAAGGUGGGGGAGGGCUGACUGCUCACAUGAGCUUGCAUAAACUGGGGGCACUCUCUAGUCCUCUUGCCUCCAGGACUAGGACAAUUCCUGCUGCUUUUGUGUCUGUCACCACUGCCUGUGUAUUCUGAGUAACUGGAACACGAGUCUGUGUUUCUGUGGGACUGGUCUCAAGUUGGCAGAGCUGAAAACUCUGUUUUCCUUGGGUCUUUGCCAUUCAUUGAGUUGCAUGGGUCUUGGAAGAUUCUCAGGACAGGUGGCAGCUCAGUGUGAGAUCACGAUGUUUCUGGGCCCUGAUAUGGUCUUUGUGGCCUCUUACAUGUAAUGAAAUUGAAUCCUCCUGCUAGUUGCCAUGAAUCACUCCAGGUUAAAUUGGGGUUUAACAUUAACUUGAAAAGUGGCCAAGUAAUUAGGGUGUGUUUAGGGUGUGUGGCCCACGCGGGAGAUGACUUGUGGCCCUCUUGCUAGCCCUCUCAGGUGUCUGUCUUCCAAGUGCUGUGGCUUUGUGUAAACUGGUAGGAUUCUGUAUAGGACUCGCACCUCGUGCCUCCAUAGGCCUGGGAUCUGUGGGUCUAGCUGGGAUGCCAGUGUCCCUCUGUGGCUCCCUGUGUACACGUUGCACCCCACCUGCUUUCCUGUAGUUUGGGCGCAGCCCACAGCCAACACUAUGUCAUACACUCCUUGUAGAUUGAAGCCAUGGCAUAGGACAAAAUGGUUUGGAAGGGGUGAGGGAGAUAGCAUUUCAGAUGUCAUGGGGAGGAAAGUGCUGCUUCUGAAGCCUGGCUUUCCAUUUCGUCCCCGCCUAACCUUUGAUACAGUUAGCACUGUGGCACUUGCCUUCUUCCCUCUGCUGCAGAAGGUUCCUGGAGAGAAGUACACAAAUUAGUGAAAGUGGGCUGGGGAUAGAGAUCAGUGGCAGGCAAGGUUCUGGGUCUCACCCCCAGUGCCAGCAAAUAAAUGAGUCAAACAACCUAGAGGUCUGGGCAGCCAGGAGAGGGGGGCCACAUGGCCAAGAGCUGGGUCUUUGUACCAGACCUGGACCAACUCUCUGGAAGCUGUAUUCUAAAGAUCAUCUGUAUUUCAGAAGUAGUACCAUAAGCCGCCCCACCACCACACGCCCUGCCAAGCCUGGGUUUCCAAAGAAAGGUAUUUAAAUUUAUGUAGAUUGGUGCUGUAAAAUAUUUUGAUAAAUAUUAACUUAUUUUGUUGGGGUUUUAGUUAUCUGUUGUCUUCUUACAGCCUGCUAGCUAUUUGUUUGCCUGAUUUUUUGUUGUUGUUAUUUUUCUAUGCAGACAAAGAAAAUAUAAGGGAAAGAGGGUGUCCCGUGAGGUCUGUAGUGGAGAUUUUUGUUUUUUCUUCACUUUAAUUUUUUCUGGCUAAAAUUUCUGUACAAGACAGCACCCAGUAAUCUAUCUACACUUGACAUUCAGUUAGCAACCUGCAUUGUUCCAGAAAGUUGAAAUAACAAAUUUUGAGUUUAUCCCUCCAUGGACCCUAUGGUGUAGACAUUCUGGUGGGAGAUCCCUCCUCCUCUCCCUCUCACACAGGCGCGGGUAGGGGGAGUGUGGUAUUCUUGCAUCCUCCCUCGUUGGCAGACUGACUUCCUGGUCAGGAAAGGUGACUUCUGUGAAUGGUUCAUCAGUCUCUGUGAUUUCCUUAAGAACCAGCAGGUGCUGUGUCCAGAGCCUUCCCAUCUGUGUACUGGGACAGUGAUAUAUUGGGCUGAGCCUCGCGAAUUCAAUAGAUUUUCUUAUUGCAACCCUCACUGUUUCUCCCGAAGUAAAAACACAAACAGCUUCCCUCCCCUAAACCUCCAAAGUGACCAAUAGUUUUACAUCUCUUAAACUUCUGCCCAAAUAAGAGUAUCAUUCUGAGUUGCAUGGCUGGGACAGUGUUUUCCUACAGUCAGAAUUUACACUCUAAAGACACACACAUCCUGCAGGAAUAUAGUGUCCACUUUCAUUCUGCUCCAGCCCCAAAGAGUCACAUUAGACAUUUUUAAUUUGUAAGCAUCUUUCCUGUCUCUGGGCUCAAAUUCAUGAAGAGCCCUGUCCCCCAGGAGCUCUGCUGAAAAGUGGGGGUGAAGGGCACCUCCAGGGCAGCAGUAGGGCCCCCGUAGGUUGGGACCUCUCCAUGGGGAGGGAACUGUCUUGGGAGAUGUGGGGCCUCUUUACACACACACACACAUGCACACGCACCUUAAGCUGGCCCUUGUAGGUCAGAUUUAGUCUUUAGAACCAAGAGGAAAGAAUGGUACACUUUCUUUUCUGGGCUGAUUCAGAAAGACUGCUAAAUAUAUAGUUAGGAUUGCCAGAUUUUUCCCCAGUUUGGGUUUUACUUUUGUAAUAGCAAAAACUCUUCCCAUUGAAUCGCCUAUCUCUGUCUGGCAGUCAGCCACCUGGUCCUGUUUGCUGAUCUGUUGGUUCAGGCACCCGCCCACCUGUGAUGUGGUGGCCAGAAGUGACUGGAGGGGUGCCAGGCUUCUCCCCCCGCCCUUCAUACCCAAGGCACUGGCACACUCCCCACCAGCAGUGCACCCAUGGAGCUAACGUGCCCCCCCACCUGUCCACUGUGUCUGCUGGGCUUCAUCCAUGUGGCAGGUGAGACAGGUGGGAAUCCCUGCUUUGUCCCCUUGCGCCUGUCCCCAAGCAAGCUGUAAUCCCAGCCAGUGUGGGCUCUUGCCUGACGUGGGGUGAGGCUUAGAGACAGCUGUGAGGACUAGGUAAGAAGUGGGGUCUCUGGGGUGUGGGGACACACCCUAUAGAUGCCUCACCCAGACUUGGAGGCAAGGGCAGGGGCACUGACAAAUGUGCAAAUUUCAGUGCUAGAGAAAACCGGCCUGGCUACAUGCCAGGGCCCAUUUGCCUGACUUGAAUGCCCCUUGUUCGCACAGACACUUAUUUCUUUAUAAGAGCUGAUGGUUCUGUUGGCACCCAAGAGCCAGUGCCACAGAGACAGACAGUGAGGGACCUAGGGGCCAGGGUGCUUGUUCCUCUCUAUGGAGGUGUGCCUGGGCCCACACUGUGGUGGGUUCCUGAGCUGCCAGUACAAGGGAGUCUGGGAAAAGGGUGCGUGGCACUGUGUGUGGAAUUGUUACAGAGUGCAAGCUCAAAAGGAACUGAGUAUGUGUUAUGUGUAAUUGUUUUGUGUAAUUUAAACUCUACCUGUUUGCCAUCAUAAGAGUAUUCUGGGUAAGGCUCCCACGGGAGAGCAAAAUGUACAUUUUGUCAGACUUUUAUGGGACCAUGAAGUGCUUUAUUGAGGCAGUGGUGCAAGAUGCGACACUCCAGAUAGCAUCGUGGUUAUGACGCCUAAUGGAUUUUUAGGGCAAAAAAUGCCACCUCGCUUUCAUCUUCAUCACUAAUCCAGAGCUGUUUUGUGCCCAUUGCUUGAUCAAACCACAGGCUCUCUUCCCAGAGGGACCUGGUGCAGUCAAGGUCCUCGCAGUUACCAAACAGCCCUCGCAGUCAUCCUGUAUGUGUCAGCUGCACAACUCCGGGAGAGGAAGAACGGUACCAACGGAUGUUCUCAGGGUAUCAGCACCUCCAGCAGGGUCAGGAAGCAGGGCUGGGAGAUGCGUUCAGACUUUGUUAACUUGUUAACAAGGCUUAUGAUUUCGUGUUUCUUGACAAAUUUUCUAAGUUUGGGACUUAUUUUCCCAAGUGAGAAGUUAAUAUAUAUUUAAGUUUCCUGCUUCAGUUGUGCCUUUCCGUGUCAAUGGGUUAAAGGAUCACGAAGGGUCAUGUAAUGAGGGUUGGUUUAUUAUCAAACCUGGAUAGCUGUGGCUUCUCCAGUACCUUUUUUCUUCUACUGAAUAUGGAGCCAUUAUUAAAAGAGUUAAGUGUUUUUUAUUAUGUAAAUUGUAUGAUAUUUUUUGGUUGUUUGAUGUUCUAUUUUUCUAAUAGUUUUCUUAUAGUUUCUUAUAAUGUGAUACUAGAUUUAGAUUCUGAUGCUAAUGGCAAAUCAUGUUGGUCUCUACUGGGCCCCUCCAUUUAUUAUGUUUUAUUUUUAUUUUAAGGACUAGUGCAGGUGUUAUCCAUCACCUUUAAAAAAUGUGAAACUGCUCUGUUUUCCCUUUUCGCUGACCACACUGUAAACUGACAACUUCCUACUAUACUUUAUGUUGUAAAAUCAAACUAUUUUGUGGUACAUUAUCUCAUGCUUCUGCAAAUUCUAAUAAAUUCUCUCUAUGGCU